AUUAAGAGCCCCUCAGAGUAUAUCGCUUUUCUGAUACAUCGCAAAACAACGAAAAGAAACGACAUGAGAGCUUCCAGGUCUCAAAUCAUCCCUUGACACCGUUGGGAUUAUAUGUCAAAAUGGCUGUGCGUCGUAGGACGAGCUACCGAGAGAGCGAAUCGCAAGAUGAGAUACACCAAAAGAAGCAAUUUUUGAGAGGGGGUUUAUGGGAACCAACCAAUCGCAACGGCUGAGGAUGUCCGCUUUUAUGACAAGGGCUGAACAAACAACUCCUGUGAUUCCUCCCUUUGCUCCUGAGGUUCGGAGCACUGCUACGAACCCUCACAGUCGGAUUCGCUGAAAACAUGUAGGAAGACGACGAAUAAAAGAUUGGCUACUUAUGGCUACUCAUCUCACUCGAAGGCUUCGAUCAGAGUAACGAAAGAUGUUAUUAUUAAGAAUAUUUACUAUGAUUCUCAACAGACACUUAUCCACGCUUCGCGAACGGCCGGCCAUUACGGAUGACCACAUGAGCCCGGUACUACAGAUUCUCACGUGGCUGUUCUUGUCGUUCGUGAUACUCUCAGUCGCCACUCAGCUUGUAAUGAAGAGGGCGAUUAUGAGACACCUGGGGGCCUCCGAUAUGGUCUUGUUCGUCGCACUUGUUCUCACCGUCGGCCAGAUGUCGUCGAUACUCAGCCCCCCCGGGCAGAACAUAGGCAACAUCCCAUCGGGACUGACGACAUCUGAAGUAGACGCUACGUUCAAGGCAUUGUACAGCGGUGAUAUACUCGGCAUCUCUUCACUUGCUGCGGUUAAGGGCUCGGUUCUCAUGGCCCUUUACGCUAUCACGCCGCGAUCCGAACAUCGCACUGUGAUAGCCACCACGGGGGCACUCGUGGUUACUUGGUUAUUUGCAAGCAGCUUUGCGUUGGGCUUCCAGUGUCCCUGGCCUCAACGAUGGAAUAUACAGAACACGAUGUGUAGCAAUAUACAUCUUACGAGGACGGUUAUCGUCAGUUUCAAUAUUAUAACUGAUGUAUUCCUCAUAGCCAUCCCAUCUCUGAUUGUCAUCCCGACAAAGAUGAGCUGGGACCACAGAGUCACAAUACUACUAGGCUUUUGGUCACGAAUUGGAGCUAUUGCAGCUUCAGCCGUGCAUCUGUAUUAUAUACGUGUCCUUGUCUUGGAUGAUAGCGUGCUGAAAAAUAUAUGGAGGGCUACACUCGCCGCAGAAGUUGUUCAGGUAUCAAGUGUUAUGACUGCAUGUAUUCCUUUCCUAAAACCCUUCUUGAUAAGCUUGGAGUCGGGGUUCCUGCGCGCGGACGAUAUGAACCGUCGCUUUGAAGGCAGUAACGACAGCAGCAGGGCUACAGGAGGGAAAAUUUCUAUUAAAUGGACAUCAAGCUAUAUAAGGAUUAAGAAUCAACGACGCACUGGUGGAUCUGCGGAGCUUCGUACAUUAUCAAGGAAUAAUAUGAGCACGGUGGUUUGAACAAAGACAACUCAAAGACCAUAGACAUAUUCUUAGACUAUUAUCUAAUAAACGAGUUAGAAAA
Molecule: messenger RNA, 1538 nt
Organism: Xylaria bambusicola
Lineage: Eukaryota; Fungi; Ascomycota; Sordariomycetes; Xylariales; Xylariaceae
Exons: 5
Coding region: 425-1474 (349 amino acids)
Source: RefSeq, a predicted model, not a curated record